Molecule: messenger RNA, 1884 nt
Organism: Gracilinanus agilis (Agile Gracile Mouse Opossum)
Lineage: Eukaryota; Metazoa; Chordata; Mammalia; Didelphimorphia; Didelphidae
Gene: KLHL32
Product: kelch like family member 32
Exons: 10
Coding region: 1-1884 (627 amino acids)
Molecular function (GO): protein binding
Source: RefSeq, a predicted model, not a curated record
AUGGAGGAUUCUGGGAGCAUUCAGCUGCCACUCCCUAAGGAAAUGGAGGAAGAUGGUUCUCUUCUAAGGACCAUGGCUGUAGGACCCAAGAUACUUCAGCUUUGGCUGGUGCUGAAUGUACUUUAUUGUGUGGAUGACCCACUUAAUGGCUCUCCAUCUGCUCUGGUUCACACUUUGCAGAAUGUGUGUGCUCUCAAGUCCAGACAGGCAGGCAGGCUUGCUACGGCAAUGUUCAGUUUGUGCAUGGUGGAAAGUGGAGCUGAUGAAGUGAAUUUACAUGGUGUGACUAGCCUUGGUUUAAAGCAAGCCUUGGAGUUUGCAUACACAGGACAGAUUCUUUUGGAGCCGGGAGUGAUUCAAGAUGUGUUGGCAGCUGGAAGUCAUCUUCAGCUACUGGAACUCCUCAAUUUAUGUUCCCACUAUCUCAUCCAGGAAUUAAAUAGCUUUAAUUACUUGGAUCUGUACAGACUUGCUGACCUCUUUAAUCUCACUUUGCUGGAGAAGGCAGUGAUCGAUUUUUUAGUAAAACACCUCUCUGAACUCCUGAAGAGUCACCCUGAAGAAGUUCUAACACUUCCUUAUUGCCUGCUUCAAGAGGUCCUGAAGAGUGACCAGCUGACAUCCCUAAGUGAAGAGCAAAUCUGGCAGCUAGCUGUGAGGUGGUUGGAACACAACUGCCAUUACCAGUACAUGGAUGAGCUCUUGCAGUACAUUCGUUUUGGCUUAAUGGAUGUGGACACCCUUCAUACGGUGGCACUGUCUCAUCCCCUGGUCCAAGCCAGUGAGACGGCAACAGCCCUCGUCAAUGAGGCCUUAGAAUACCACCAGAGCAUCUAUGCACAGCCAGUGUGGCAGACCCGGAGGACCAAACCCCGCUUCCAGUCGGACACACUCUAUAUCAUUGGUGGGAAAAAGCGGGAGGUCUGCAAAGUCAAAGAGCUACGGUAUUUCAAUCCAGUGGACCAAGAUAAUGCCCUAAUAGCUGCAAUAGCCAACUGGAGUGAACUGGAACCAAUGCCAGUUGGCAGGAGCCACCAUUGUGUGGCUGUCAUGGGGGACUUUCUUUUUGUAGCAGGUGGGGAAGUAGAACACGCAACUGGGCGGACGUGCGCUGUUCGGACUGCCUGUCGCUACGAUCCCCGCAGUAACUCCUGGGCUGAGAUUGCACCCAUGAAAAACUGCCGGGAACAUUUUGUGCUGGGAGCAAUGGAUGAAUAUCUUUAUGCUGUGGGAGGCCGGAAUGAGCUGCGUCAAGUUCUGCCAACAGUGGAGCGAUACUGUCCCAAGAAGAACAAAUGGACUUUUGUACAGUCCUUUGACCGGUCUCUUUCAUGCCAUGCAGGAUAUGUAGCGGAUGGUCUUCUUUGGAUAUCAGGUGGGGUAACUAAUACUGCACAAUAUCAGAACAGACUGAUGGUGUAUGAACCCAACCAGAAUCAGUGGAUCAGCCGAAGCCCCAUGCCGCAGAGGAGGGUCUACCACUCCAUGGCCGCUGUCCAGAGGAAGCUCUAUGUUCUUGGGGGCAACGACCUAGACUACAACAACGAUCGCAUCCUCGUGCGACAUAUAGAUUCCUAUAACAUAGAUACAGACCAGUGGACACGCUGCAAUUUCAACCUCCUAACUGGUCAAAACGAAUCCGGAGUUGCUGUCCAUAAUGGAAGAAUAUAUUUAGUUGGUGGCUAUUCGAUUUGGACAAAUGAGCCUCUGGCAUGUAUCCAGGUGUUGGAUGUCAGCCGAGAAGGCAAAGAAGAGGUGUUCUAUGGACCUACCCUUCCUUUUGCUUCCAAUGGGAUAGCGGCAUGCUUCCUUCCAGCUCCGUAUUUCACAUGUCCUAACCUCCAAACCCUGCAAGUGCCUCAUCACAGGAUCGGCAAUGUCUGA